Messenger RNA from Taeniopygia guttata (zebra finch), 1303 nucleotides. It is a transcript of the gene RCCD1, whose product is annotated as RCC1 domain containing 1. NCBI's taxonomy places the organism in Eukaryota, Metazoa, Chordata, Aves, Passeriformes, Estrildidae. The record is from RefSeq and is a predicted model, not a curated record.
AUGGCGGCGCCCGCCGGCGUCUGGCUCGCGUUCGGCUUCAGCCCCGAGGAGGCGGCCGGGGAGCCGGGCCCGGGCCCGGGCCCGUGGCGGCUGGAGGCGGGCCCCGAGGGGAUCUCCCGCGUGUGGCCCGCCUGGAGCUACGUGGUCGUGGAGACCGGCGCGGGGCUGGAGGUGCGGAGCGCGGGGCAGCGGCGGCGGCUGCCGGGCUGGGCCGAGGCGCUGCCGUCCGAGACGCACCUGGUGCUGCGGGGCGCGGCGGCGGCCGGGGCCUGGCGGCGGGCGGCGGCGCUGAGCGGGGCGCUGCGGGACGGGCCCGCCUGGAGCCGCGCGCUGCCGCCGCAGCCCCGCCACCCGCUGCCGCUGCCGCUGCUGCCCGGCGGCUUCGCCACGCCGCGGCCGCCCUUCUUCACCGCGCUGCCGGCCGGCCUGCGGGCCCGGCGGCUGGUCCUGGGCACGGAGCACGCCCUCGCACUCGGCGCCGCCGGGGAGGUCUUUACCUGGGGCGGCGGCAGGCACGGGCAGCUGGGCCACGGGCUGCUGGAGCCGGAGCUGCAGCCGCGGCUGGUGGAGGCGCUGGCCGGGGUGCCCAUGGGCGCGGUGGCGGCCGGCGGGUGGCACUCGGCCAGCGUUAGUGAGGCUGGAGACCUGUACAUGUGGGGCUGGAACGAGUCGGGGCAGCUGGCUCUGCCCUCCAAGGCGCUGGCAGAGGAGCGAGCGCGAGAUGAGGAGGCGGGCGCAGGGAGCACCGAGCUGAUGCCCUGCCGGGAGCAGCAGGCUCCCAAGGAUGCUGCGUUCAUCUCCAUCCAGGCGUUCCCGGCACUGCUGGACCUGCCGGAGGAUCUGGAGGUCAGCGCGGUCAGCUGUGGCUCCCGACACACAGCCGUGGUCACACGAGGCGGGGAGCUCUACACCUGGGGCUGGGGUAAAUACGGACAGCUGGGACAUGGGAACAACAUCAGCUCUGACCAGGCACGCCGUGUCGAGCACCUGGUGGCCAAGGGAUUGCGUGUGGAGGAGGUGGUAUGUGGGCCCUGGACCACUUAUGUACGUGUGCGGGAGUCGUGAGGGCCCCAGGACCCAUGGGUGCUGCCAGAGGAGGAUGAGGGCAGGCUCUGCUCUGCAGGACCGGCUUCAGGACCACUCGGUCCUCAGGGCCAGGGCAGACAGCCCCCCGUGGCACAGGAUGGGGCUGAGGUAGCCCACAGUGACCUGAUGGACACGCUGCAGUGGGGCUGCAGCUGCAUCAGGGCCAGGGACACCCUGGGACGGGCUGGAUGUGUUUAUUAAAUUCACUUUUCUGUAA